AUGUUUCAGCUGCAGUGCGUGAGCUCUGCCGGGUUGGAUUUUGAGAGCGCGGAGGGCAGGUGCAAGAAGCACGUAGCGGGCGCGGCCUGCCUCCUGGCGAGGAGGGAUGUGGCCGGAUGGGUGGGCAUCCCGGAGGUCGUGGAGGGCAACUUUGAGGGCGCCAUGAAGCUCGUGGCCGCGACCCUGGGCGAUCGCAGCGAGUUGCUGCUGAAGGCGCUGAAGCGCGUCCGAAGCCGAGGAGGCAGAGAGGGCUCUGCUGGAGGCUGCCGCAGCCCUCGGGGGGCCCUCCGCUCCCGCCAAGAUUCUCGAGGGGUGCGCGGCGACGGGCCCCGAGGGUGCCCGCGCCGUGGAGGCGGCCGCUGCGCUGCGAGGCUUUGUGGCUGGCCUGCGCGCGAGGCUCGGGCCAGAGGGCGAAGAGUCAGAUACGGCUGGUACGCGAUCGCGAGGUGGGCGGCGCCAUGGUAG
Prorocentrum cordatum is the source of this 465-nucleotide messenger RNA. The record is from the annotation of a GenBank genome assembly. Lineage: Eukaryota; Dinophyceae; Prorocentrales; Prorocentraceae.